This is a messenger RNA of Neolamprologus brichardi, 1382 nucleotides long. Lineage: Eukaryota; Metazoa; Chordata; Actinopteri; Cichliformes; Cichlidae. The record is from RefSeq and is a predicted model, not a curated record.
CACGCACAGAGGAGCCGGAGAGAGAGAGGGGGGGAACCUCAACACCGGCUUUGUGGUUUUUAUCUAUUGUCAAGCUUUUUAAUUACACCUGCUAAUCUAGCCUGUAACCGAUGAUGCUCGUCUCUGCACACUGAUUUUCACUCCGUUUAUUCACCAAACCGAUCAUAUGUACAUAGACGAAUACAUUGAAGAAGAUGAGGAACCACCUUUGCUGCUCAGCUCUUGUCCUCCUCGCGCUAUUUGGCUGUGGAGGGACUGCAGCGGUGCAGUCUCGGUGGGAGAAAGGGUGUGCGUGUCUGCAAUGCCCGGCAGGCCAGGAGCCUUCCAAGGCUUGUGGGCAGAUCCAGAGUCCAGCUGAAGAAGUGCAUUGCCAGGUGUGCCCAGCUGGAACCUUUUCAGACGCACUGGACUCUGAGGUUUGCCGUCCACACACCUCCUGUAAGAUCCUCGGCCGAAAGCUUGCAUCCUCUGGCAACGGGACCUCUGACGCCGUCUGUGGUCACUGUCUGACUGGGUUUCACUCCUCUGCCGCUGGGCAAGUUUCCACCCAAAGUCCCUGCGUGAAAAAAGGGUUGCAUGUCAGAGUGGUCCGUAAUGUGGGUAACGGUCAGUCUGGUGGAGCAGGAGGACCGGCCAACAGCACAGUGGUGCGCAGCGCUGAGGAAAAGACAGCAGAGUACGCCGUGUUUGCCCUGGUGCCCGUCUUCUGUGUGAUGGGCCUGCUGGGUAUCCUCAUCUGCAACAUCCUAAAGAAAAAGGGAUACCGCUGCACCGGUGAGAAGGAGGGAGGAGAUGAAGAGACUGCCACACCGCAGAAAGAAGGUAACACCUGUCCCUACAUAUCCGAUGACCUGAAUGAAGACACCAUCAGUGUUCUGGUUCGCCUCAUUACCGAGAAGAAAGAAAAUGCUGCUGCGCUGGAGGAACUGCUGCUGGAGUACGAGACCAAAGAGAUGGCUAUGAGCAAAGGCUCGUCAAUCAAGUUCCCGAUGCUGUCUCCCUUAUCCCAAUUCCGCUCGCUGCCCAGGCUCUGCCCUCAUCAGUCUCACCACCACACCAUCUCCGGCCUCUCUGGCCUGGCCCCCAGACACGGUUACCGCUGCACCCGUUGCGCCCAGAAAAAAUGGCCCCCUGUUCUCAUUCCACCCCUGGAUUCUCUCAAAGAUCCCCUGAAGCCCCCCCAGAGUCUCAUCCUGCCCUCCCUGGACACAUCCUCCGACCAGCAGAAGAGCCCCCUGCUGGGUGGAGAGUGCGUGAAUACACACCAUACACAAGCCGCUGUGCCAAAAACUGUACAGGAAAAGAUGGAAGGAAGUGAAGUGAAGGAGAAAAAGGAAGGAGAGCUCACAGUAUUGUCUGUAGGAAGUACCCAGCAUCACUGA